Molecule: messenger RNA, 3978 nt
Organism: Rhincodon typus (whale shark)
Lineage: Eukaryota; Metazoa; Chordata; Chondrichthyes; Orectolobiformes; Rhincodontidae
Product: mucin-19-like
Exons: 34
Coding region: 46-3978 (1310 amino acids)
Cellular component (GO): extracellular matrix
Molecular function (GO): protein binding
Source: RefSeq, a predicted model, not a curated record
AGGACUCAUUCAGAUGUCAAUCCUUUCCAUUCUUAAACCAUUGAAAUGAAUUAUCCCAUAUUUCUAAUUCUUUGGGCAUUGUCCCUUCUGAAAGAUGAUGUCUUUGCCCACCAACGGAUUAAACGGGAUUACUCAAUGAACAAAUAUGAAUUGGAUGGGUCUGCUGUCACACAAACCUUUAGGCAUGCAAGGGAGGUUUCUAGCACCACUUAUGAAGGACCUCGUACCUGCAGGACAUGGGGUCAAGGAGCAAUCAGGACUUACACUGACGAUUUUUACCAUAUGGCAUCAACAUGUAAUUACAUUCUGACUCGCCAAUGCAAAGGCAACGUGGAAGAUUUUAAUGUGGAAAUCCGGCGAGGCUCAAAAGGCAAUUUGGAACACAUCUUCAUGAAAAUUGAAGGCGCUAUGAUUGUUGUGGCAAAUGGGACAAUUAUCGUUAAAGGCGCUGUAAUUUCAUUGCCAUAUGAUGACAAAGUGAUUAAUAUUCAGCAAUAUGGAGUUGGUGUGCGCUUUUCAAACAGGAAACACACUAUAAUUCUGUUUUGGAAUAACCAAGAUGCGCUACAGGUAACAGUUGAUGCUCAAUACCAAGGGCAAUUAUGUGGCCUUUGUGGACCUUUUGAUACAAGUGUCUCAACAAUCUAUGAUUCAGACUAUGCCCGACUAUCCAAGCUGGAUUCUGGUUCCUGCAGUACCACCUUCCCUAAAGAUACUAAUUGUGCAUCAGCUCAGGUCUGCUCAGAAAUAUCAACGCUUUUCCCAUCUUGUUCUACCAAAGCCAUAGAAGAUAAAUACUUAGAGAUGUGUGGGAAGGAUGCUUGUGCUUGUAAAGGAACUGGGGGAUGUAACUGUGCCAAUUUUGCAGAAAUAUCACAUCAGUGCGUACAUUCAGAUUCUUCAGUCUGGAAGACAUGGAGAAAAUCGACAAGAUGUGCACCACCAACCUGUCCUGGGAAUCAGAUAUAUAUGGAGUGUGGUCCUGUCUGCAAGUCAACCUGUACUGACCCAAACCCUCAGCAACAAUGUGAUCAGUGUGUGAAUACCUGUGGCUGCCCAGAAGGCACUGUCCUUGAUAAUAUACGAGGUGAUGACAGAUGCAUCAGCCAAAUGGAAUGUCCUUGUGAAUAUGGUGGGACUGUAUAUGAGUCUGGACAAAUAAGAAACUCUUUCUGCCAGUCAUGCAUCUGUCAAAGGGGAAUGUGGGAGUGCGCUGACCUUAACUGCCCUGAAAUUUGCAAGAUUGAAGAAGGAACUCAUAUUACAACAUUUGAUGGCAGAUACUAUAAUUUGAUUGGUGACUGUUCGUACUACGCUAUUGUUACAAAAUACUGGUCAGUAAAAAUUGAAAUGCAUCCAUGUCAAGUAGCAUAUAAGCAGACAUGUUUACAGAGAGUUACAUACACAAAGUAUCAGGACAGCUACGUAUUCAAUAAUGAUGGUACUGUUGACUAUAAUGGAAAUAGAGUUGGACUUCCUCUAGUAAAUGGUCAUAUAAUAAUAUUUCACGAGUCUUCGAUAUUCCUUCAAGUAUCAACAGAGUAUGGGUUGAAGAUGCAAAUACAGAUACAUCCCAUCAUGCAGCUUUACAUCUCAUUGCCCAAAACUGCCAAAGGAACCACAAAAGGUUUAUGUGGAACCUUCAAUCACAAUGCGGAAGAUGACUUUCUAUCUGCCCAGGGCAUCGUGGAGUACACAUAUGUAGCUUUUGCUAACUCUUGGAGAGAAGGUGAUAAUUGCCCUCCACCACAAGUGAACCCGACCUGCAUUAGCUCAGAAGAUGAAAUCUAUGCCAAACAGAACUGUGCCUAUUUAAAAGACCCAUUGGGUGCCUUCGCUGCCUGCCAUUCUGUAGUGGAUUUUGCCAAAUAUUAUGAAAUGUGUAAAGUUGCCUCAUGUAAUUGUGAGAAGGUCAAUGAUUGCAUCUGUGCUGCACUGGGAGCUUAUUCUCAUGCCUGUGCUGCUAAAGGCAUCAUUGUGGGCAGUUGGAGAAGAUUAAUUUGCAGUGUAACCUGCCCAAGUACUCAGGUUUUCCAGUAUGGUAUGACAGCCUGUAACCGUACGUGCAGAUUCCUGUCAAGACCUGAUAUCACCUGUGAGGUUCAGGAUGUACCAGUAGAUGGAUGUGGCUGUCCCGAGGGAAAGUACAUGAAUGAGAAAGGAGCAUGUGUGAGCAGAUCAGAAUGCCCAUGUUAUUUUGGUAGUUUCAUUGUGCAAAAAGACCAGCCUAUUAAUGUUAAUGGAGCUCAGUGUUUCUGUGUCAAUGGAGUUCCUUCCUGCCCUGGUGUAGACAGCCCAUCUGUACAAGAUGAUUGUGGAUCAAAAAUAUUUUCGGACUGUCAGACGACUUCAGUAUGUAGAAAGACGUGUCAGACGUUAAACACACCGUGCCCAAAUCCUUGUGUCCCUGGCUGUGUGUGUCCCGAAGGCUUGGUGGAAGAUUACAGUGGAAAUUGCAUUUUACCAGAAAAGUGUCCUUGUUCAUAUGGUGGUGAAAUCUUCAGUUCAGGAGAAACAAUCAAAAGUGACUGCAAUGACUGCACAUGCAAAGGUGGUUUAUGGACAUGUACUGAUUACUCAUGUCCAAAGACCUGCCUAGUUUACGGAGAUGGUCACUAUAUAACCUUUGAUGGAGAAAGAUACAGCUAUGAUGGGAACUGUGAAUAUGUCAUUGUCGAGGAUCAAUGUCAACGAGCAAUCGGUACAUUCCAAAUACUGACAGAGAGUGUUCCCUGCUGUGAAAAUGGAGUGACUUGUUCACGGAAUAUCAGGAUUUUAUUUGAGGAUAGAGAACUAAUUCUCUUGAGUGGGAAUGGAGUAACUGAAGUGUCCCUUGGGAAAACCCAGUGCACAGAUAAUCUCUACACACUUCACACUGUUGGACUCUAUUUAGUCCUGAGAUUUUCAAAUGGGAUCACCGUGAUAUGGGACAAACGUACAAGAUUGUCAAUCACACUGGAUGCAACGUGGAAGAACAAAGUUUGUGGCCUCUGUGGAAAUUUCAAUGAUGACAUUGAAGACGAUUUGACGACAAAGUGGAAUUAUGUGGUGACCAGUCCUGUGGAGUUUGGGAACAGUUGGAAAACAUCACAGUCCUGCUCCAAUACAGUGAACCAAACAUUCCCUUGUGACAGGAAUCCAUAUUGUUUAUCUUGGGCUCAGAAGAGAUGCAACAUAAUUAAGGGCGCAGUCUUUCAAGCUUGCCAUAAAAAGGUUGACCCAACCCCAUACUAUGAUGCAUGUGUCGAAGAAGCUUGCGCUUGUGAUAUGGAGGGAAGAUAUCUGGGCUUCUGUACCGCAGUAGCAGUGUAUGCGGAAGCUUGUAACAAAGUUGAUGUUUGUAUUCACUGGAGAACCCCAGACCUGUGUCCUGUGUAUUGUGACUAUUAUAAUGCUCCUGGUGAAUGCAGUUGGCAUUAUCACCCAUGUGGAACAUUGAGAACAAAAACCUGCUCAGACCAUUCCAUUGCAAAGAAGUUAUCUGCAAAUCUUGAAGGUUGUUAUGCCAAAUGCCCAGAGAGUGCUCCUUAUUUGGACGAAAAUACAAUGAAGUGUGUUACACUACCUCAGUGUACUUGUUAUUACGAUGGAAGAAUCCUUCAACCCGGUGAAAUAACAUGGAAUGACUGUGAGAAAUGUAUGUGUACCAAUGGAGUCACGCAUUGCAAGCAAACAAGUACAACAACAGAGAUAACCACUACAUUUAGGUCUACUGCCAGUUCCUCAACUGAAGAAUCAACUACAACAACAGUGCCAGGCACCACAACUGAGACAACUGCCAGUUCCACAACUGGAACAAUGACAACAGUAUCUCCAACCACACUUGGCUUUACCACAGCUUCCACAACAGAAACGACCACAACAACAGAGACAACGACAACAGCUAGUUCUACAGCCAGUUCCACACCUGAAACUAUUUCAACAACAGUAUACACCACUACACCAGUGUCUACUUCCAGUUCAUCAAGUGCUGAAUGA